AUGGGCAGCUCAUCCAAGGACUAUUCCGGCAGCGACGGCGAGGCUUCCAGCGGCGACACUCCGCCUCCUGACUCCACCCGCUUCACCGAAGGCGAGCGCGUCCUCGCCUACCAUGGUCCUCGAAUCUAUGAAGCCAAGGCAUCUCUUUCUCCUCCCUAA
Molecule: messenger RNA, 159 nt
Organism: Linum tenue
Lineage: Eukaryota; Viridiplantae; Streptophyta; Magnoliopsida; Malpighiales; Linaceae
Source: the annotation of a GenBank genome assembly